This is a messenger RNA of Temnothorax curvispinosus, 1687 nucleotides long. RefSeq names its product DNA primase small subunit (gene DNApol-alpha50). Bases 339 to 1592 code for a protein of 417 amino acids. Gene Ontology annotation, cellular component: alpha DNA polymerase:primase complex. Lineage: Eukaryota; Metazoa; Arthropoda; Insecta; Hymenoptera; Formicidae. The record is from RefSeq and is a predicted model, not a curated record. The transcript is spliced from 7 exons. Gene Ontology annotation, biological process: DNA replication, synthesis of primer.
AUCCGAAAGCAAUUGUAUGAACUUCGCGCCAUUUCUCUGUUGUGAUCGAUUCCGCGUGUUUCUGGUUUCUGUGUUUAAACUUCGUGCGUUGAAACGGGUUUAUACAUUAUUCCAACGUUGAUGUAUACAAUAUUAUUUCAGUAUAUUUAACGAGCAGAAAAUCUGCAGUAAGAAAUAGCAGAUUUCGAAGUUGCACGUGCAUAACCUUAUACGUUCGAGUUUAAAUAACAUUAGAGCAAGAGACUCUGUGCUAUAUGACCUAAAGGGCUAGUCAAAAGCGCCUAAAACUCACCCUUGGGCUAGAGGAAACUUGAAGGAAAGAAGUUAAUUACAUUAAAAUGGGUGACAUUUCGGAUUUGCUUGACUUAUUACCAGUCUAUUACUCAAGAUUGUUUCCCUUCGCCGACUAUCAUAGGUGGCUGAGUUAUGGAAAUGUGGGUACUUUUAGCAAGAGAGAAUUCUCGUUCACUCUCUCAGACGACAUUUACAUACGCUACCAGUCUUUCAACGAUCAGAAGGCACUGUCGGAUGAGAUUAAAAGAUUGCUGCCGCAUAAAAUAGAUAUAGGAGCAGUUUAUAACUCUCAGCCGAAAGAUCAAAGAAGAGGCCCAAAUUUUCAGCCAGUAGAGAGAGAAUUGGUGUUUGAUAUAGACAUGACUGAUUACGAUGAAGUAAGAACAUGUUGCAAGGGAACAGACAUUUGCGGCAAGUGUUGGAAAUUCAUGUCACUUGCUUGUAAGAUAUUAGACAACGCAUUGAGAUUGGAUUUUGGAUACAAACAUAUUUUAUGGGUAUUCUCUGGCAGAAGAGGUAUUCAUUGCUGGGUAUGUGACUCCACAGCCCGCACCUUGUCAGGACAAGUACGAGCGGCGGUUGCCGAAUAUUUACAGAUUAUAGGCGGAGGUGAAUUUAUGAAGAAGAAGGUACAUCUCACUGGCGAUAAAAUUCACCAUUCCAUCAAGCGUGCUCUGGAUAUAAUCGAUCCUGUUUUCAUUGAAAUGUGCGUCAGAGAGCAAAACAUGUUGGGCACGGAAGAAGCAAUCGAAAAGUUCCUUCCGAUAUUGCCUACUGACGAAGAUAGACAGGAAGUAAAGGUGUUGUUCGGUAAAGAAAAUACCAGUGAAGCAAGGUGGAACGCAUUUAUACAGUACAUCGAAUCUAAACGGACAGGGGGCGACCGAAAAUGGUAUUUGUACCGUCACUUGAUCGAAGAGAUAAAAUUACAAUACUCGUAUCCAAGAUUAGACAUAAAUGUCAGCAAAGGCUUAAAUCACUUAUUGAAAUCGCCUUUUUGCAUCCAUCCGAAAACUGGCAAAGUUUGUAUACCGUUCAACGCGAGUGCGGUGGAUAAAUUUGAUCCUGAUAAGGUGCCUACAAUAAUGACGCUGAUAGGUGAGAUCAAUGCGUACGAUGUGAAGGACAAGGCUGAAGAAGAGACAUACGACUUAAACAAAAAACGAAUUAAAGAUUACAAGAAAACGAGCUUGAACAAGUCACUGCACGUUUUUCAAGAAUUCUUGCGACACUUGGAGGCUGAGCGACGGGAACAGAGAUUAAAAGGAAAAAUUUCAGCCGACAGUAUGGAAUUUUAAGAUAUCUCACAACGAUAAGAAACUACUUCUAAAAGUUGUUAUAUUCGAGGUAAUAAUAUUAUUUAUAAUGCUUUAAAUAUAUUUUCAUAGAAAUA